AUGGUGGAUGCACUUUUUGGGAGUGUUAAGGCCCUACGUACCAAGAACCAGACUCUAGAGGUGGAGAAUAGUGAACUGAGUUAUUUGCUUGAUGAAGCACAGGCCAAGAUUGCCCAACUGGUGACGAAGAAUGAGAAGGCUACUGUACUUGCCAGGGAUCAGGAAGCCAAGAUUGCUGAACUGGUGAAGGAAAAGGAGAAGGCUAGUGUUCUUGCCAAGGAUCAGGAGGCCAAGGAGGUGCAGGGCAAGCUGGUGUUUAGUAAAGUUGGCAAGGCCUGUUGUCGUGCAAUGAUUUUUCUUGUCAUGUGUUUGGCACUUCUGGUGGCCAUGUUUAGUAAAGGUCCUGAGACCAUGAAACCACAGCUGCUGUGA
Messenger RNA from Miscanthus lutarioriparius, 372 nucleotides. The record is from the annotation of a GenBank genome assembly. NCBI's taxonomy places the organism in Eukaryota, Viridiplantae, Streptophyta, Magnoliopsida, Poales, Poaceae.